UUUUUAUGCUGUUAGAUUUGAUUGGUGUUGGAAAGUGUGUGGGAUGUCUCACAUCUUUAUCAGAAGUGUGUGUGUGGGGGGGUCUUUGCUGAUGUAUGCAUGCAGCUUUGGCUUCGGAGCAGUUCUGACAUUUGCUGUUUUAACUUCUUUUUUUUUCCUCAGACAGCCUUUGUCCACCUUUCCCUGGCAUUUAAGUGUGACAUGUUCACCUUGCAAAAACGGCUGCAAAUAGAAGAACGCUCACGGGAUGUAGCCGAGGACAACAUCCGCUUAGAACUGCAGAGCUGUAGAUCAAUGGUGCAGAAGCUGAAGUCUUUCUGUCUUGAUGUGCGGAGGAGAGAAGCCAUCCAGCAGCUGGAGAACAGUCUGGAGGUGCUCGCUAAUGCUACUGAACGCUUAUCUCAUGCUGCAGAGAUCCUAGGAGCUGUCCAUCAGGAGGCACGUGUGAGCCGAGCAGUAGAAAUAAUGCUCCGCCAUGUGGAAAACCUAAAACGACAUCGCAUCAGAGAACAUACAGAGCUGGAAGAGAUGAAGAGACUUAUAAAUCACAAGCCAAUGAGCCAGCAGAGUGCUGAAUGCCAAGAAGAUGGUGAACUUCGUUCCAGAUACCAAAUAAUGAAAUCCUUUCACCAGGCUGCUGCAGCCCGGAGACGAGUAAGCAUCGCUGUGAUACCUAAACCAUUUAUGAAUUUCCACAUGUCUGAUUCAAAAGGCUCUAACAGUGACAGACAAAGCAUGGAGUCAGACCUGCCCAAGCAGGUAGGAGAGAACAGACAGCAAGACAGCAGGCAUCCCUUUUACCACUUGGAUGAUUCAUUGUUGGAAAAUUUUGCCCAAGAUGUCGACUCUUUCUCAUCCAGACACAGUUUAUUAACUACCGACAGCAGUGAACAAGAGGGAGACAUCCUGUAUUCCUUUAACAGAGAAGUUGGUGGUUUGAGAAAACCUGGUGAAGAGCCAAGUCUGCAAUUGGACAGAUGGACAGAGAACAUCGAGUCUGAGGAGCUGGAAAUUCAGUCAAAAAUGUCAGAAUGUCUGCAGACCUUACUGCGUGGACUGCUGCUGCUGCUACCUCUGUCUGAACAUCACUGGCUCCUCCUCCAACUGACUCUCCUGCUUCUUCUCUGUGCAGUCGUGAUCGGAGUUCUAGUCUGGCAAAGAUGUGGGCAAACAUCAGACUCCUAAUCUCAAAUGGGACUACAGUGGUUUGUCCUUAUAUGCACAUAAAUACCUACAGAAAUGCACAAGUACAUGCAUAUGCAUGCACUCACGCAUGCGCACGCACACACACACACACACACACACACACACACACACACACACACACACACACACACACACACACACACACACACACACACACUUACUUUAUUUGAAUCUGGCAGUAUGGAUGGGGUGAGGAUUUGCAGCAAUGUUAGUAAAACACUUAGCAAUUGGAAGCUCAGUCUUGUGAAUACACUAUAAAAAAUACAUUUUCUCUGGACUGACAUAUAAAUAAAGGUACUCAGAUUUUUA
Molecule: messenger RNA, 1515 nt
Organism: Protopterus annectens (West African lungfish)
Lineage: Eukaryota; Metazoa; Chordata; Ceratodontiformes; Protopteridae
Product: inositol 1,4,5-triphosphate receptor associated 2-like
Exons: 9
Coding region: 100-1185 (361 amino acids)
Cellular component (GO): endoplasmic reticulum membrane
Source: RefSeq, a predicted model, not a curated record